Messenger RNA from Haliotis rufescens (red abalone), 1581 nucleotides. RefSeq lists its product as uncharacterized. The transcript has 2 exons. NCBI's taxonomy places the organism in Eukaryota, Metazoa, Mollusca, Gastropoda, Lepetellida, Haliotidae. The record is from RefSeq and is a predicted model, not a curated record. The coding region runs from base 181 to 1182 and encodes 333 amino acids.
UGUACAACCUAUGUUAUUUAUAUCAUUGUGGGUAGAUUUCACCCAAUUGUGCAAUAUGGUCCUGACAGUAAAAAGCCGCGAAGGAGAAGCCUAGGAGCGCCUUUUUCAUCGGAUGUGGACAGCAGAGGUCACUUCCAACAAUUAUCUGUCGACGAGCAGACGACACUUGAACUAUUUGAUAUGGCGACGGAGGGCGAGAUGCACGACUUUACCGGUAUCGACAGGGAAUCAGUUAUGCACGACCUGGAGGCGAAAGGGUAUGCUGUGAUACCGGACGUUUGCAGUGCGCAGGACUGUGACACGUAUAUAUCCCAGUACCGCGAUUGGCUGUCCCAGUUUGAGGAAGAUGAUUGGCCGUUUCAAGUUGAAUCAGUAAUACAGAGUUAUGACAUUGGACAUUUUGCAAAUACCUGGAAUUGCCGAUUAAAAGCAAAGCCAGUUUACGCUAAAAUUUGGGAGACCGAGAAGCUCCUCACAAGUUUCGAAGGUGUAUCUAUUUCAUUUCCCCCUGAAACUGAAAGAUUCGGUAUUUAUGACUACGGCAAAGAUUGGUUCCUUGCUGACCAAUCGCCACAAAGAGUUGGUCUCCAUGGUUACCAGGGAGCAAUGUUUUUGGAAGAGGCGUCAGAAACGGACUAUUGCUUCCGGGUCCUGCCGGGGUCACACAAACAUUUCGAGGCUUACUAUGAAGAAUUUGAAGACAAUGCAAGGAAGAGCUCCAGAAACCAAUUUAAUAAAUUAGGCGACGAUGAAAAAGCUUGGUUCAAAGAAAAAGGAUGCGUUGCCCAAAAGGUUCCCGUCCCCAAAGGAGGGAUGGUUGUUUGGGAUUCGCGAACAGUGUACGAUAAUUGCAGACCAGUUAAAGGCCGUCCUAAUUCCGACAGGUGGCGCUUUGUGGUUCUUGUAUCCAUGGCGCCUGCGCAAUGGGCUAAACCGGAUUACAAGACAGACAGACGAAAGGCUUACAAGAAAAUGAUGACGACAGACCAUUUUCCGUCACAAGGAAUCAAAAUGUUUGAAGCCUCUCAUCCUCCACAUUUCAGCGACAUUAUAUCUCCUAUUGGCGAAAGUCUUCCGGAAGUUGCCACGACAAAGGAGGCGUUGCUGUUGUCUGGAGUAGAGGAGUACGACUUUGACGACGGUGAACCUAACGGACCUUCCUGGCAACCUGUCUGGAAGUAGAGCACCGGCCUCUGAUGCACACCGGACGCAAACACUACCGAUCAAAAAUAACUUCCACAUCAUAAGGACAGUUUCGAUGUAACAAUAGUUUGGUAUAGUCUUCGAAAAAAGGGGAAGGUAUUUUGGAGCAUUUCUUUUCAUAUCAAGUGCUUGUAAUCUAGAACCACUAUGUACAAGUGAUUAUAAAAUAUAUAAUUCAUCUAAGGACACUAUACCUUUAGCUGUGUUAUACAAAGGGAUUCCGAUCGGGGAAUACAAAACAUCUGUAACGGUUUUUCGUUAUUUCAUGACGGACUGACUCUUUGGGUGAGUGAGUAUGUUGGGUUCUAUGCCGUUUGGGGUGAAGAUCCGGGGUAGAAUAGGUCUUCAGGAACCAAUGCUUGCCGAAAAAGGUGACGA